UAGCGUCUGGUAGUUCAGUAGGCAUAGCACCAGUGUCUGGCAGUGGGUGAGUGAAAUCGGCUGUGCGAUAAUGCGUGAGCGUGUAUGUGCGGACAGCAUUUAUUUCACAUAACUUAUAUUUUUUAAAUCUGGAAAUUUUGAAAUGUGUACCUAAGGCUAAAAGGAAAAGGAAAUCUACACUUCUCUGGUGAUUUUGUGAUAGUUGUAGUGCGUACAGUAAAACAUGAUUCUUUUAAAAACUUUUAGCGUCGUUCUAAUAUUUACUAUAAACACUGGUAACAGUCAAGAUACUCCGGUCUUAGGCAAUAAAGGGACUAAGUGUUACGAUAAUUUUAGAAGGCCUCAGAGGUGUAUACCUGAAUUCGAAAAUGCUGCCUUUACCGUUCUAAUGGAGGCCACUAAUACAUGCGGGGAAAACGGACCCAUAGAAUAUUGUGUUCAAACUGGCGUUACUGGAAUUAGGAAAUCUUGUGAAAUUUGUUACCCAAAUCAACACCACGCCAGAUAUCUAACAGAUGUUAUUCACUCCGACAAUCCUACUUGGUGGCAAUCAGAAACAAUGAGAGAAGGAAUCCAAUGGCCCAAUCAAGUUAAUUUAACCCUAAGAUUCGAUAAGGCAUUCGACAUUACUUAUGUCAGGCUGCUGUUUUUCUCGCCAAGGCCAGAAAGUUUCUACAUUUCAAAGAAGACAACCAAGGAUGGACCGUGGAUUCCUUUUCAGUUUUACAGUGCAACCUGUCGGGACACAUACGGUUUACCUGACAUGACCUCCACUACCAGAGGUGAAGAAACUAGAGCCCUUUGUACUUCUGAAUACUCGGAUAUUUCUCCUCUGAAAGGGGGCAACGUUGCCUUUGGUACAUUAGAAGGCCGUCCAUCUGCAUACAAUUUUGACACUAGCCCAGAACUUCAGGAAUGGGUCACUGCCACGGAAAUACGGAUAAGUCUGGACCGUCUCAAUACAUUCGGAGAUGAAGUUUUCGGGGACGAGCAGGUUCUGCGUUCGUAUUUCUACGCCAUUGCUGAUGUAGCUGUUGGAGCGCGGUGCAAAUGCAACGGCCACGCAUCGGAAUGCAUAGGUUCGACGGGGGUUGAUGGAACUACGAGGCGAGUGUGCAAAUGCGAACAUAACACCGCAGGGCCGGACUGCAACGAAUGCUUGCCCUUUUACAACGACGCCCCUUGGCACAGGGCUACAGCUAAGAAUGCUCACGAAUGCAAACAAUGCAAUUGUAAUGGCUUCUCAAACCGGUGCUUUUUCGACGAAAAGUUGUACGAUCAGACUGGUCACGGGGGUCAUUGUUUGGACUGCAAUGCAAAUCGCGAUGGUCCUAAUUGUGAACACUGUCGAGAAAAUUAUUACAUGAGAGAGGAUGGUUAUUGCAUAGCAUGCAACUGUGACAGCACUGGUUCUCAUAGCCUCCAGUGUAAUGGAGAAGGCAAAUGCCAAUGCAAAUCUGGUGUAACAGGAGAUAAGUGUGACAGAUGCGCCGUGAACUAUUACGACUUCACCAACGAGGGAUGCAAAACUUGUGGCUGCUUUGACAGAGGAUCCGCGUAUAAUCAACCCAAUUGUGACGGCAGGGGAACAUGUCAGUGCAAAGAAAACGUCGAAGGUAAACAGUGCAGUGAAUGCAGACCUGGAUAUUUCCAUCUAGCUUUUGACAAUGAGUUUGGGUGCACUCCUUGCUUUUGUUAUGGACAUUCUUCUGAAUGUGACUCCGCACUAGGGUUUUCAAAAUACGUAUUGGAGUCCUCGUUUGCAAAAAGCACGGAGAGGUGGUCUGCUCAAGAUGAGUAUGGAAGGCCAGUUGAGAUCAAGUAUGACGGAAUUGGACAGAGUAUUGCUGUGCAGGCCCUUGGAGAGGAAUCUGUGUACUACUUGGCCCCUGAUAGAUUUUUGGGCGAUCAAAGAGCAUCUUAUAAUCAAUUACUGGAAUUUGCGUUGAGAAUAGGCGAUAACAGACCUAAUCCUACAGCUACCGACAUUAUCUUAGAAGGAAACGGGGCUUCGGUAACCAACACAAUAUUUGCCCAAAAAAACGGUAUACCAACGAUACAGAAUCAAAUAUACAAAUUCCGUCUUCACGAACAUUCAAAUUACGGAUGGCAGCCAAGAUUGUCGGCGCAAUCGUUUAUAUCAAUAUUAACCAAUUUGACAGCCAUUAAAAUAAGAGGAACCUUUGCCCCAGAAGGUGUUGGAUUUUUAGACGACGUCAAGCUACAAACUGCUCUAAGAGGUGUAGCUGGUGAACCAGCGCUAUGGGUUGAGUCUUGUAGUUGCCCUCCAGGUUACGUCGGUCAAUUUUGCGAAUCAUGUGCACCAGGGUAUAGACACGAUCCGGCAUUAGGAGGUCCUUUUAUGCCUUGUACUCCAUGUGUUUGCCACAAUCAUGCCGCUAUAUGCGACUCAGAGACGGGAAGAUGUAUUUGUCAGCAUAAUACUGCUGGAGAGAACUGCGAAUUGUGUGCGAGAGGGUACUACGGCAAUGCCAUGGGAGGUACGCCUGAUGAUUGCUUGCCUUGCGGUUGUCCAAACGGCGGCCCUUGCAUCCAGAUAGAUGAAGAUAUUAUAAUGUGCACGGAAUGUCCGGUUGGAUAUACAGGUCAUCGGUGUGAUUCUUGCUCCGAUGGGUAUUUCGGGGAUCCAACAGGGACGUUUGGAACUGCCUCACCUUGCGAAAUUUGCGAAUGUAACUUCAAUAUUGAUCCUAACGCUAUAGGAAACUGUAAUAGUACCACUGGAGAAUGUCUGAAGUGUAUUUAUAAUACAGGAGGUCCCAACUGUGAAAUCUGUUUGCCAGGUUAUUAUGGAAAUGCUUUGGUCUUGCCAAAAGGUGAUUGCAAGCCUUGUCAGUGCUAUCCUGUAGGUACACUAGAUGACAUAUCUGGGGCUCCUGUGUGCGAUCAAACUACAGGUACGUGCAGUUGUAAGAGCCACGUAAUUGGCAGGAAUUGUGACCAAUGUGAAGAAGGCUAUUACAGCUUACAAAGCGGGGAAGGAUGUCAGUCAUGUGACUGUAAUCCUACUGGUUCCUAUAAUCAAAGUUGUAACAUUUAUACUGGUCAGUGUUACUGCAGACCAGGAGUCACAGGGUUGAGAUGUAACCAUUGUGAAGCCCGGAAAUAUGGAUUCUCUACAGAAGGAUGCAAGGAUUGUGACUGUGACAACAUAGGUUCUAAGGAUUUGCAGUGCGACACUUCUGGACAGUGUCCUUGUCUUGAUAAUGUCGAAGGGCAAAGAUGCGACAGAUGUAAAGAAAAUAAAUACGACCGACAGAGAGGAUGUAUAGACUGUCCAGAUUGUUAUAAUUUGGUUCAAAAUGCAGCUAGGGAUCAUAACAAUAAACUUAAUAAGUUAAAUGAGAUAUUGGACCAAAUUGAACGCAAUCCAACCGUUAUCACCGAUGAAAACUUUCCUAUAGAGUUAUUAAAACUUGGAGGAGAUAUUGAAAUAUUUUAUGACACUGUCAAAAAUGCAACUGGCGAAAAAAGCAUAAUUCAACAAGUUUUCGAUAUCAAACAAAGGGGAAAAGAUGUUUCUCGAAUUUUAUCAGAAAUUGAUGAAAACAUUUAUGUUAUUAACGACAAAAAUCGUCAAGUUGACUUAAACAUUGAUCACACAGACAAUCUUCUUGAUGAAUCAGAAAUUAAAUUAUCUGACAUCGAAACAGCUAUCAAUACUCAAGGAAAAGCCGCACUGGACAAUGCGUGGAAACGUUCACAAAUUGUAGGACAACAAUCAGAAAAGAUGACAAAAAUAGCGCAGGAAGCUCGUGAAUUAGCAGACAAUUUAGACAAUAGAGCAGAGGAUAUAAUUGUUAGGGCUAAGGAUGCUAAAAACAAAUCCAUUGAAGCCUACGAUAUAGUUAAAAACGCUAAUACCAAACAGUCGCAGAUAGGCGAUGAGGUCAGACAAAUUAGGCACGAUGUCUUAAACGUAGAAUCUAAAUUAAACAGAACACGAGAUUGGACAAGGGAUGUUAGCAAUAGGUCUCUCGCAGUUAAAAAUGACGUUCUUAAUUUGCUUAACGAAGUAAAGAAUUUAGAAGUCCCUCAAAUCGACAUUGUAAACCUGAAGAAACAGUCUACAGAUCUGCAAUAUGAAGCGUACAGGCUUGCAAAUAAAACUCAAGAUUUAUUCCAUAACAGUGAAAACUUGAGAAAAGCGGUCGAUGAAAAGAACGAGUAUGGCAAGAAACUUUUGCAGAAAGCUUACGAACAGCAAUACGAAACCGAUGAUUUGCUAAAUGAAAUUCAUGCGACAAAAGAGACGGCCGAUAACGCCGUUAACAGUUGGAACAAGAUUUCAAAUGAAACCGAAAGUAUAUACAAGGAUCUUAAAGAUUUUGAUAGCGAAACGCAAAAAAGUAAACAGGAGGCGGAGGAAGCUUUACAAACGAUUGGGGAAAUAGAAAAUAUUAUUAUGGACACAAAUAGAAAAACGUACGAAGCACAGGAAACCCUAAAAGAGGCAGCUACUAAUGCAAAUUCCGCUUUGGAGAAUGCUAAUCAAGCCAAUACUCUUGCUAAAAAUGCUUCUGAAGGGGCUGAAAAAAUUAAAAUGGAGGCCGAGUUGCUGCUUAAAAACACCAGUAAUUUGAUCGAUCAAGCAGAUGAGAUGCAAGAUAAAGUUUCCAAUACUGAAGGCAAAUUGGAGGAUCUGUUACAAAUGACAGGGACAAACGUUUCUUUAAUAAAUGAAGCCAAGGACAAGGUUGGAAAGGCAGGAAAGGUUACCGACGAGACAUCUAAGAAAAUUGGGGAACUCCUUAAAGACGUUGAUAAAAUUAUAACAGAAGUCAACAAUUCUCCAGACUUGGAUAACGAUGAUUUAGAUAGGUUAGAAAAAGAGUUAGUAAUAGCUGAAACGUCGCUUAAAGAUGCCAAACUUGAAGAAAAAUUGACAAAUCUUCAGCAAGAGCAUCAAUCACAAACUAACUUAAUCGAGCAAUAUAAACUGGACAUUUCCAGGUUAGAAAAAGAAGUCGACAAUAUUGAACACAUUGUUCAAGCUCUUCCAAUUGGAUGCUUUAGAAAAGUGGUGCUAGAACCUUAAGUUUAAAGAAAUAUAUCCUUUUUUUAUAUUUUUUAUACCAAAGAAAUAAAAUAAAAAUUUGUUGUCCUAUUUAGGUAUUUAUUUGUAUGUGUACAUAAUGAAAAUUAACCGUCAGUGUCUUUUUAUUAUUUAAUGUAUUUAGUUGCAUAUUUUCUUGAAAAUAAAUAUAUAUUGCAUUAAAA
Anoplophora glabripennis (Asian longhorned beetle) is the source of this 5241-nucleotide messenger RNA. RefSeq names its product laminin subunit gamma-1. The transcript is spliced from 13 exons. The record is from RefSeq and is a predicted model, not a curated record. NCBI's taxonomy places the organism in Eukaryota, Metazoa, Arthropoda, Insecta, Coleoptera, Cerambycidae. The coding region runs from base 224 to 5059 and encodes 1611 amino acids.